GUACCAUUCAUCAGCCAUCCUCCUACGUUUUUCACCAGUUCGACAAGCUUCUCGUCCUGGCCAAGGGCAGGGUGUGCUACUUCGGAAAAGCAGAUGCAGCUCUCCAGCAUUUCCAGGACAUCGGGUAUCCCAGCCCCUCCGGAGUCAACCCGGCAGAGUUCAUGAUCCGCAUCACCAACGCAGACUUUGCCGAAGAGGGGCAGGUCGAGAGGAUCUGCGAUUCCUGGGAUGCCAUAUGCAAGGAGGCAAAGCCAAGCUUGUCCGGAGUCUUGACGUGCGGUCCACCGGAGGUGGCUCCAAGGGCGUCGGCACGGAAGCAGGUUGGCAAGCUCUUCCUUCGUGCAGUUCGGAGCAACAUCAGGAACCCCACUGCCUUUGCCGGACGAGCCUUGCUGACGGCCUUGCUUGUCAGCUUCGUCUGCAUGGCGUAUCUCGGUGCGCGGAAGCGGAACCAGGAGAAUGUCUUGAACUAUCUUUGGGCGGUGAUGUGGGUGCAACAACUGCCGGCUUUCCUUUGCAUCGGCGCUGUUCCGAACUUCGCGCGCGAGCAUAGCUGCUUCCGCAAGGAGGUGAAGAAUGGCCUCUACCAUCCCCUGUCGCAUCUUCUGGCAGACAUGCUGGUUCACGUGCCCAUUUGGUUCUUGCUCGCUGCUUCAGCCAUUGCGCCCUCCAGUCUUAUCCUGGACACGCCGGUGAUUCACACGCCAGAGCUGUGGUUACUGUUGGCUGCAUACAUUGGCUUCAACGACACCUUUGCGCAGCUUUGCGGCGGCCUUGGAACGGGAAGUCCACUGGGCAUCAUGGUUUUUCUCAUGCAGACGAUCUUGAACAUGAUCUUCGACGGCACCCUGCUGGCCCACGAAGGGGAGGCCCGUCAGGUUUCUGGAGCCCACGACCCUGCGCCCGAGCCGCGGCUAGUCAGGACAACAACAACAACAACCCAGUUCGUUGAUUUUUCUCGGAAGGUUUGUCAGAUUAGGAGUCAAUUUUGGAACAGUCGGGCUGGAGAGGUUUGUUCUUGGAAGUGA
Molecule: messenger RNA, 1028 nt
Organism: Symbiodinium necroappetens
Lineage: Eukaryota; Dinophyceae; Suessiales; Symbiodiniaceae
Source: the annotation of a GenBank genome assembly